Molecule: messenger RNA, 810 nt
Organism: Vanrija pseudolonga
Lineage: Eukaryota; Fungi; Basidiomycota; Tremellomycetes; Trichosporonales; Trichosporonaceae
Exons: 3
Coding region: 1-810 (269 amino acids)
Source: RefSeq, a predicted model, not a curated record
AUGGCCUCGAGGCCUGGGCGAGAUUGGCCCGCGCUGGGCAAGCGCGACGACCCCACCUCGACGACGGCCGCCUCGAGCCCGACGACGACCGUCCUCACUGCAGCGACGCCCACGUCGAGCCCGCCCGGUCUCCCGUCCACCACGAUCGUGGCCCUCGGCCUGUGCUUUGUCGCGGCGGCGCUCUUCGUCGUCCUCCUCACCAUCCUCGCGCGCGUGCACCAGGUACGCCGGAUGACGCGCGCCGCCCAGGCGACCGGCGAAGACGUCGACUUUGCGCGCAUGUGGACGCAGCAGGGCGGAUGGCUAGGCUAUCUCAUGACGGCGGGCGACUCGCUCGCCGCCCACGGCAUGUGGGAGGGACAGAACCGCGCGACCAGGUACCGCAAGGUGCCGAUACCGCGUAUCUGGGAGGCGGAUGUCGCGAAGGAGCCGUCUGAAGAGGAGCUCGACUGGGACAAGGACCAGCCGCUUGCCGUUGUCGCAGCCCCGACCAAGAAGGCACCAGACGACAUUGCAGUGUCCUUCCUCGUCCGCAUGCCGUCCGAGGACCCUGAAGGCGAGAAGCGGAUAUCCCACUAUGACGACGACGACGAACCGGACCUCCCCUACCUCAUGCUCGGGACGACAUUUGUGUCGCCCAGCAGUAGCCUCACCGCGGCCGGCGUGAAGCCUGGAGCGGUCGAUGACGGCAACAAGGACGUUGUCGAGCUAGAGUAUGUCCCCCGCCGGCUACCGAUCGCGCCGCCGUACGCAGCUCGCAGCGCCUGGUCCGACGCGUUUGCACUCGAUAUCUCGGGCAUAAGGAGAUAG